AAAAAAAAAAAAAAAAAACAAGGUAGGCUAAUAGGAAUCAAAUGGUUGGCCCAAAUAUAGUUGUGCAUUCAAGGGCCCAAUCUUAUCACCCAUACUGAGAUAACUUCCGGAGUUGCAGUCACAAGAUGAUGAUAGCGCUACACCCAAUCCUUUUCCUCACUUGGAGAAGAAGAAAGUAAAGAAGGCUCACUCUACUCUACUGUAUGUUCCUCCUUAGCUCCAUUUCCAUUUCAUCUUCCCUUUAAUCUCUUUCUUGAUUUCCUGCAUCUUUUAAUCUUUAAAUGCUCAACCAUAACUUCAUAUGAAGUUUCUUGUCUUGUCAAAAUUCUGGAGAUAAGGAAUUGUUUAUUUGUUUCUUUCACGAAACUGUUCAAUUCAUGACUAUGCUUAUAAAUUCAUCGCCUCCAUUAACAAACCCAUCUCCGGAUCUCGCAAGAAAACCCUGUGAAUUAUUGCCCGAAAGGCCCAAACUUUAUCAUUCCUUGCUGCGAAAGAAGAGGCUUCCUAGAGUAUUAGCCGUUGCCCAGGCCCGUAUUGCUAAUUCUUCUAAGAAGCAGCAGAGCGGCUUAGCCGUGAAGGGUGGUGUUAUUGUUCUUCCCAACUGGAAUUACCAAAGAACCAAAGAACAUAAGCUAUUUGAUGCAGUUAUCUAUUUAGAGAAUAUGGCAAAGAAGGGUUAUAAGCCUGAUUUAGCCCAGGCUACUGACCUGGUUUGUGCUCUUUGCCAACGAAAUAAGCCCGGAAAAGCGAGCAGAGUUAUAGAAGUGAUGGGUAGGUCUGGGAGUAUCCCAGAUGCUAGGUCUUACACUUUCUUGGUGAAUGUCUUGUGCAAGAAAGGAAGUGUUGGGCAUGCGAUGCAAUUAGUCGAAAAGAUGGAGGAGUAUGGGUACACCGCGGAUAAUGUGACCUAUAAUUGUCUUGUAAGAGGGCUUUGUAAGCGAGGGAAGUUGACUCUUAGCCUCCAGUUUAUCGAUAGGUUGAUGCAAAAAGGAUUGGUCCCGGAUUCAUAUACUUAUACGGUCUUGCUUCAAGCUACUUAUAUCGAGAGGGGGGUUGAUGAGGCUAUGGUUCUCUUGGAAAACAUAGUUGCCAAUGGUGAUAAGCCUACUUUGGAAAAUUACAAUGUUGUGUUGACGGGGCUAUGCAAGGAGGGAAGAGUCGAUGAAGCUAUAGAUUUCUUUAGGAAAUUCCCGGUUAAAGGGUUUAGUCCUGACGUCGUUAGCUACAAUAUUGUGUUGAGUCCCUUGUGCUUUGAAGGGCGUUGGGAGGAGGCAUACCGGCUUCUUGGUGACAUGGCUAGAGAGGGUAUUUCCCCGGAUGUGUUAACCUACAAUAUUUUAAUUGGUUCGCUUGCUCUUCAAGGCCAAGUUAGUAAUGCGCUUGAUAUCUUGGAUGAAAUGUGUUCGAGGAAUAAGUUGAAGCCAACUGCUGCGAGUUAUAAUCCAAUAAUUGCCCGCCUUUGUAAAGAAAAGAAGGUGAAUGCCGUGAGGGAGUGUCUUAACGAGAUGAUUAUCCAACGGUGUGACCCCGAUGAUGGAACAUAUAACGCUAUUGCUGUUCUUUAUGAGGAGGGGAUGGGGCAAGAGGCUUUCAAAAUCUUCGAGGUUUUGAGGGUCAAACAGAGUCGCCCCUUCCAAGAUUUCUAUGGAACCGCGAUUUCUAGAUUUUGCAGGAAGGGAAACAUGUACCCAGCAUUCCAGCUUUUGUACGAUCUGACAAUGGCCGGAUUUACUCCCAACGCAAACACGUAUUCCUCCCUGAUCAGAGGGUUGUGCGCGGAGGGAAUGCUGGGUGCUGCCAUCGAGAUGCUUAGGAUUCUCGAGGCGAACUGUGAUAGGCUAGACAUUAUGAACUUCAACACUCUAAUACUCGGGCUAUGCAAAUGUGGAAGAACGGAUUUGUCAUUGGCGAUUUACGAGGAGAUGAUCGAGAAAGGCUAUAAGCCAAACGAGAAAACAUAUACCAUUAUAGUCGAAGGGCUCGCCCACGAAGAGGAACUCGAGCUGGCGGGUUUAGUCUUGAAAGAGUUGCAUAUGAGAGAAGUGAUUACUACAAUUACAUUCCAGCGGUUUUACAUGCAGUAUGACCUCGAGCGCUUGUCAACAUAGCGAAGGUAAUCAUCGGGACUUUGCACAUGAUACAGAACUGACUUGCCACAUUAUUGUGAGUAACCUCCAACCGCAACCCUGUUGGUUAUUUUGUGUAUAUGUUAUCUCGUUUUCUGAUGUGGCCGAGUCGAAAAUUACUGCCAUAAAAAUGGUUCCUUUAUCAGAAAUAUUAUCUUCAAUGGCAUGGAUAUGAUAAGAAACAACAAAGUAGUGUGUAUGUAUUCUCCCAGAAGUGGUUUUGGUUUUGGUUGAGAAAUUGGUAGCAGCUGAGGUGAAAGAUUGUAGUGUAUUCCUUCCCUUGUGCAGAUGUGUAUUUUAUAAGUCCCUUCUUUU
Molecule: messenger RNA, 2441 nt
Organism: Ipomoea nil (Japanese morning glory)
Lineage: Eukaryota; Viridiplantae; Streptophyta; Magnoliopsida; Solanales; Convolvulaceae
Product: pentatricopeptide repeat-containing protein At1g79080, chloroplastic-like
Exons: 2
Coding region: 378-2108 (576 amino acids)
Molecular function (GO): protein binding
Source: RefSeq, a predicted model, not a curated record